Messenger RNA from Megalops cyprinoides (Indo-Pacific tarpon), 1135 nucleotides. It is a transcript of the gene mettl5, whose product is annotated as methyltransferase like 5. Gene Ontology annotation, biological process: rRNA methylation. The transcript is spliced from 8 exons. Lineage: Eukaryota; Metazoa; Chordata; Actinopteri; Elopiformes; Megalopidae. Gene Ontology annotation, molecular function: nucleic acid binding; rRNA (adenine-N6-)-methyltransferase activity. Bases 424 to 1050 code for a protein of 208 amino acids. The record is from RefSeq and is a predicted model, not a curated record.
CCCCCCACUACGGAUGCGUCCAAACACAACGUUGGAGUCUCAGCCACUUCAACACAGUAACAAGCUGUGUUAAUUUUUAAUGUUGCAUUUGUGUAUACUAUUUUGCAGCUGUGUUUUCUCCUACCACGUUUUUGCCUAUGUCAACUCGAAGUGCACAUUUAAUGCCACGGACAAGCAGGUGCACACCUUACCUUAGAGAAACGCAGAGGAAAGUAUCUCUUUUUAUCGAUGGCCUAGCAGAGUUAGCGAUCGAGCGAUAGCACUAUUCGUUACUCGCUAACUAGCCAACUGGCAAAUUCUGGUCUGGUUAUUGUUAUUAGCCAGUCGUCAGCUGUCCAUCUGAAACCUCCUCGUGUGCUUUCUUGGGAAGCAGUACAGGGGAACCCGCUGUAAGCGACAGCUAGCCUACUGCAAAGGUGAACCAUGAAACUCAAGGAGCUGGAGAGCUGCCUCCAACAAGUGGACGUUUUUGAGGAACCAAAGCUGCUUCUUGAACAAUAUCCAACCAGCCCUCACAUCGCAGCAUGUAUGCUUUACACAAUACACAACACAUUCGAUGACAUAGAGAAUAAAUUGAUAGCGGACCUCGGUUGCGGAUGUGGGGUUCUGAGCAUUGGAGCCGCGAUGUUAGAUGCCGGAUUGUGUGUUGGGUUUGAUAUCGAUGAAGACGCAUUAGCUACAUUCAAAAUGAACGCUGAAGAAUUCGAACUCAAAAACAUUGACAUGGUUCAGUGUGACGUGUGCCAGCUGGAAACAGCUGCAUAUACCAAGAAGUUUGACACCGUGAUCAUGAACCCGCCGUUUGGAACCAAACACAACAAGGGUAUGGAUAUGCAGUUUCUGAGGAUGGCAUUAAAUAUGGCAAGGACAGCAGUAUAUUCUCUUCACAAAACGUCAACACGAGAGCACAUACAGAAGAAGGCCGUUGACUGGAAGGUGAAAAUGGAAGUAGUAGCAGAGCUGAGAUAUGACUUACCAGCAUCAUACAAGUUCCAUAAGAAGAAAUCGGUUGACAUCGAGGUGGACUUCAUAAGAUUCUCCAUUACAUGAAGCCAUAACUGGAAUGGAUUCAAGCAGUGUUUAAAAUACAUAUAUUUCAAAUAAAAGUUUACUGUGAUGGUGCAGUAGGGCUUCA